Molecule: messenger RNA, 858 nt
Organism: Ilyonectria robusta
Lineage: Eukaryota; Fungi; Ascomycota; Sordariomycetes; Hypocreales; Nectriaceae
Exons: 1
Coding region: 1-858 (285 amino acids)
Source: RefSeq, a predicted model, not a curated record
AUGUGUCUUGAAGUCAUUACCCUCGCUCACUGCGCGCCGCAGAAUCCGCCGGCUCUCUCGUUCACUUGCGGAAAGCUGCACAUGGUUGCUGGCUCUCGCAGCGUUUGUAGCCGCGCUCGUGGCCCCUGUGUGUGCUUCUUUGGCACAUGCGGCACUGUUGAGAGAGAUGUCGGCACGACAGCAGUUGACUUUACCGCUCUGACCAAGAUUCGUUGUGCGCACUGCACCACUCGUGAAGACGCCGUUGGUGACAGACGCAAUGGAAAAGAGAUUAUCGAAUCACCCCUCCUCCAACGACCUGCCCUGUCACUCGAUGACGACCAGGCGUUUCCCAAACACUACGCUACACUCAAAGAACUCUGGGGCGGGAGGCCAACAUGCCCAUUCCAUUCUGGUAUCAAACCGGAGCGACCGUCGAUCGAGUUGAAGACUCCGGAUGUCAUUGACCCACGACUCGGAAAGACCACUCUGGGAAACACAACUGCCACACCAGUCGCUGACCGCAACACCAUCAACAACAUGGCCGGCACACCAGUCUCGGAACCCCAGGACAGCGACAUCAUCGACACAAUCAUGGAAAACGUCAGUUUCCUUGCAGGUUCCAACACCAAUGGAGUAGAACCCGUUUUGCCCCGAACGGAAAUCACCAACGGCCUUGAGACUGACGUUGGCAUCAAGUCCAGUCGCUGGGCCACUGGAAACUCGUCGAGCAACGUCACGCCUCACCCGAUGGCCCGACCACCUCGUCCUGCCCAACCUUCUCGCCGUACCCCCGAGGUCAAGGACAGCUCGAAGCUGCGCGAUGCGACCCGAAAGCUCGCCGGCGCAAAGUCAUUCCUGGGCAAGCUUUCGAUGUAG